AAACAUAUUACAAAAUUGAAACACAUAAUGCAAACUACUGCAACAUUAGAGCCAGCAACAUCAAAAUGUAUCCUUCGCAAAUAUCCAGUAAAGCAGGAAUGUCACAAAGAAAAAACACCACUUAUGCUACCGAUAUUUCUAAUGAUUCCUUUUGAAGAGAAGUCCUCCGAGGCGCCAAAAACAUUGCACAAACAAACAAAGAUGGGUGUGAGUGACAUCCAAACUUCAGAGCUCAGUCGUUUGAAAUUUCCUGAAAUGAGAAAUGGUAUUCUAUCCACAAGAUGUCAUUGUGUACAUAGAGAUGGUCUUCAAGAUUCCUGUCCACUGAGUCAAUGUCAAAAAGAACCCGAAUGCCUUGAUAAACCAUGGCCUAGUUGCUUACCAGCAAAAUAUUUACAAUCUCGACAUCCAGAACAGUAUCCACCAUCCAAAAACUGA
This is a messenger RNA of Bombus pyrosoma, 438 nucleotides long. RefSeq lists its product as uncharacterized. Lineage: Eukaryota; Metazoa; Arthropoda; Insecta; Hymenoptera; Apidae. The transcript is spliced from 3 exons. The record is from RefSeq and is a predicted model, not a curated record. The coding region runs from base 28 to 438 and encodes 136 amino acids.